Myotis myotis is the source of this 2299-nucleotide messenger RNA. RefSeq names its product methyltransferase like 8 (gene METTL8). Gene Ontology annotation, cellular component: membrane; external side of plasma membrane. The record is from RefSeq and is a predicted model, not a curated record. Lineage: Eukaryota; Metazoa; Chordata; Mammalia; Chiroptera; Vespertilionidae. Bases 219 to 1442 code for a protein of 407 amino acids. Gene Ontology annotation, biological process: cytokine-mediated signaling pathway. Gene Ontology annotation, molecular function: protein binding; tRNA (cytidine-N3)-methyltransferase activity; cytokine receptor activity. The transcript has 10 exons.
UGUCCUGGCGGGGCGCCCUUCCGGCUCACGCGGCGCGGCAGAGAACCCCGGGCGCGCGGUGCUGCAGCCUCCGGUGCCCCGCUCUCAGGGACCCGUCAUACCGCCGGGGCACCCGCACGCCUCUCGGCCCCGGACUUGCUCUGUGGGAGGCGCCGAGAGAGGCGCUGAGUCGAGUGCGACCCCCAAAGCAGCGUCCAGCGCGAAAGGUACUAAUUAGGAUGAAUGGGAUUUGGAGAAAUUCGGUUUCCUGUCUAAGGAUAAGAAAUGUGCCACACAGAUACCAAAGUGGUUAUCACCCAGCAGUCCCUCUGGGAUCAAGGAUUCUAACUGACCCAGCCAAAGUUUUUGAGCACAACAUGUGGGAUCAUAUGCAAUGGUCAAAAGAGGAAGAAGCAGCAGCCAGAAAAAAAGUAGAGGAAAACUCAGCUGAGCGAGUCCUUCUGGAAGAGCAAGUUAAGUAUGAGAAGGAAGCUAAUAAAUACUGGGACACAUUUUACAAGAUUCAUAAGAAUAAGUUUUUCAAGGACCGUAAUUGGCUGCUGAGGGAAUUUCCUGAAAUUCUUCCACUUGAUCGGAAAACUGAAGAGGAGGCAAAAGAAUUAUCAAGGGAUUAUGUAAAAACUAAUGCUACAAAUUGUUUCUCAAGAAAGCACUGUCCUAUUGUGCCUGAAGAAAAGAAUUAUUAUCAGAAAAGUUCUGGUUCAUCAGAUGGUCAAAGCAAAGCAGAAUCUGAUCUUGCCAACCUCCACUCUAAAGAGCACAGAAAAGGACCUCUGAAGGCGGACCUCUUUCCUGGUAGCAAAGCCACUUUCAGAAUCCUAGAGGUUGGCUGUGGUGCUGGAAAUAGUGUUUUUCCAAUUCUGAACACUUUGCAGAAUGCUCCAGAGUCCUUCCUUUAUUGUUGUGAUUUCGCCUCUGGAGCUGUGGAGCUAGUAAAGUCGCACCCAUCCUACAGAGCAGCCCAGUGCUGCGCCUUUGUUCACGAUGUGUGUGACGAUGGCCUGCCCUACCCGUUCCCGGAUGGGAUCCUGGAUGUCAUCCUCCUUGUCUUUGUGCUCUCUUCCAUUCAUCCUGACAGGAUGCAAGGUGUUGUAAACCGAUUGUCCAAGUUACUGAAACCUGGGGGGAUGCUGUUAUUUCGGGACUAUGGAAGAUAUGAUAAGACUCAGCUUCGUUUCAAAAGGGGGCACUGUUUAUCUGAAAAUUUUUAUGUUCGAGGAGAUGGUACCCGGGCAUAUUUCUUUACAAAAGGGGAAGUCCACAGUAUGUUCUGCAAGGCUGGGUUAGACGAGAAGCAAAAUCUGAUUGAUCGCCGCUUACAAGUUAAUAGGAAAAAACAAGUGAAAAUGCACCGAGUAUGGGUUCAAGGCAAAUUCCAGAAACCAUUACACUUGACUCAAAAAAGCUCCACAUCAGCAUUUGCACUCCUUUCGCAUAGCUGAACUCUGUACCACGUUGAGGUGCAAACCAGAGGACCACACUAUUCAAAGAUUUAUAUAAAUUUUAUAUUUAUGAAAAGACAGAAGAAGAGAAUGUAUAUAUUCUGCUGUUUAUUGUGGGCGAGCUCUUUGGUGUAUUGUAAGCACGUGUAAGUGGUUUGGAAGAGUGCACCAUAGCCUGUGUUUUCAAAACUUAAUAUGAGCAAGCUUGUUUGAAUUUGUAAGCAUGCAAUUUAAUUACUGUCAUAAGUCAUGUUUCUAGGAAACCAUGGCCUUUCAUUUUUCAGAAGAGGAGAAAAUCACCUACGCUACUUAUAUAUUAGUCAAACACAGUUCAACUCCCUCCUGUGUUAUCUGGUAGCAGACAGGCAGCUCACCUUGUUUCCAGGGAAAAAUCACAAGCCCAAGACAAAGGUGUGUUGUUUUUAUUGUUUUGUUGUCAGUUUUCCCAAAAACUUUUUUUUUUUUUUUAAAUUCAGAGACUAAUGUCUGAAAGAGAGUUUCAGUUUCUCUUUCCUUUUCUAAACUUGGGGAAUUAUGACCCAUGCUAAAAUUAUUUUCAGACUAUUAGGUGUUCAAGUCAUUUUAAGUUCUCCUUAAGACAACUAUUUAUAUCCAAGAAAAUUCUUAAAUUGUAGCAAUUAAAAAUUUAUUUACCACCGUGCCUCAAAAAGGAUAUAAGUCAGCUUGUGUACUGCACAUUAAUAGAAUAGAAUUUCUAAGAUUGGUCUUUCAUUUGUUACUAGGUACUUACAGAGUUUCUAAGAUUGUUUUUUUAUUAUUAUUAUUUGUUACUAAGUACUUACAUUGUGCUGAAUUAUCUGGAAUAAUACAAUAAAUAAGACCCAGCCCUGUUUUCA